Gopherus evgoodei (Goodes thornscrub tortoise) is the source of this 2801-nucleotide messenger RNA. RefSeq names its product cysteinyl leukotriene receptor 1 (gene CYSLTR1). The transcript has 2 exons. Gene Ontology annotation, cellular component: plasma membrane. The record is from RefSeq and is a predicted model, not a curated record. Bases 429 to 1454 code for a protein of 341 amino acids. Gene Ontology annotation, molecular function: leukotriene receptor activity. NCBI's taxonomy places the organism in Eukaryota, Metazoa, Chordata, Testudines, Testudinidae. Gene Ontology annotation, biological process: G protein-coupled receptor signaling pathway.
UCUCUCCUUUUUUGUUUUUGUUCUCCCUCCCGCACCUGAACAAUGCCAUGAGGUGACUUUCACUUAACUGCAAAUAUUUAGAUAUUUUUGUGGGCUGUUCUCUUCUUCCCCUUUGAGCAUUAGCCAAUAGCCACAUGCUGCCUCCUUUCACAGCAAAGAGCUGCCUUAAGGGAGGAUCGUUACAGAGGGUUUCCUAAACGACCAAAGAAAAUGCAAAUAGUCUGUGUGCUCUUAGCAUACGCUCUGGUUUAAGCAGCUUGGUACCGAAGCCAGCUCCAGACAGAGCUGGGAAGAAAAUACUGAACCUUAAGACUUCCUCAAAAUCUUUCACUGACUUCUAAGGGUGAAAACAGUGAGAAGAUCCAGUGUGUCAAGUUGGAGACUUAAAAAACUGUAGGUUUCAAGGUGAUACCUCUCAGGCAGAGCCUAUGGAUACCACAGAAAAUAUGACCGCAUUGUCUGGCAGCAACUCAACAUGCCCUUUCACCAUUGACGACUUCCGAAAUAAAGUGUACUCCACGUUGUACUCCAUGAUUGCGAUUCUGGGCUUUGUUGGAAAUAGCUUUGUGCUGUGUGUCCUCAUAAAAACGUAUCGGCAGAAGACAGCCUUCCAGAUCUACAUGCUGAAUCUUGCAGUGUCAGACCUCCUUUGUGUAUGCACCCUGCCUCUUCGAGUAGUGUAUUAUGUUCACAGAGGCAACUGGUUCUUUGGUGACUUCUUAUGCAGAGUUAGUUCUUAUGCAUUCUACGUCAACCUGUACUGUAGCAUUUUAUUCAUGACAGCCAUGAGCUUCUCUCGCUGCAUAGCCAUCGUUUUCCCCGUCCAGAAUCUCAAUUUGGUAACUGAGAAAAAAUCCAGACUGGCAUGUGUGAGCAUUUGGAUUUUUGUCACACUGACAAGUUCUCCAUUUUUACUGAGUGGGUCUUACGAAGAAGGUAACAAGACAAAGUGCUUUGAACCUCCCAAAAGCAGUGAGAUGACCAGUCUGCUGGUCCUACAUUAUAUUGCGCUGUUUGUAGGCUUCAUUAUCCCCUUUAGUGUCAUAACUAUCUGUUAUGCCAUGAUCAUAAAGACUUUACUGAAGAAUUCACUGAAGAAGAAUCAGUCUACUCAUAGGAAGGCCAUCUGGAUGAUAAUCAUUGUAACAGCUGCCUUCCUGGUCAGCUUCACACCUUACCAUAUUCAGCGCACAAUCCACCUUCACUUCCUGAAGAGGAAAGACUCCAGCUGUGAAGACAUCCUUUUCAUGCAGAAAUUAGUAGUGAUAACCCUAUCCUUGGCAGCAUCAAACUGCUGCUUUGACCCGCUCCUGUAUUUCUUUUCAGGGGGCAACUUUCGGAGGAGACUUUCCACAUUUAGAAAGGCUUCCUCCUCCAGUGUGAUACUGGGACCCAGGAAAAAGUUAUCAUUAAAGGAGAAAGACGACGAGCUGUUUCAAGAAAGCCAUAAAUAAGCUGGAUGUGAGGUGUAGCUGUGCUUCCUUUAUAAGGCUUUUUGUGUGGCACUGCAGUAGAAAUAAGCUCACAGUGGGACACCAGUGACUGCAGAACUGCUUCAGGAGAAAUGAACAAAACAAAUAUAUCUUCAUCAAAGUUAAACAGAGACAAAAAUCCAAAGGGUCCUGCUUCUACUCAUACCUUUCUGACCAGACGCUCCUCUGGCUGCCAUUGAGGGGUUUAUUUGAUCGUGCUGUGGAGCAUUCUGAGAGUAAUUUUAAAUUCCAAGAGACUCAAAAUAAAAAGGACUGAAAUGUGAGUGGAUAUUCUGAAAACGUGCUCAGAAGGCAUGUACGUAUCCCACACACACUUAACAAGUUACAGCACAGCAGCAGGAAAACAUUUGCAUGCUGGUAAAUUCAUUCAAACAAACUCUUAAAAUCUCACAUGAGGUCAUGAGGCAGCUCUACAAAGACCAUUAGUCACUGAGCCAGUGGGAAAUGUAAAUAUAGAAGUUGAUGGAGCUUAUGCAAAGGGGGAGGGAGAAGAGAGGAGGAGAGUAUGCACUGAAUCCCAAAACAAACACUGAUUUCACAGGAAAAUGUCUUCCCUGUUCCCUGUUAUUUAUUGCACGGGCUUUUAACUUUCAGUGGCAUAGAUCACUGAUUGUCACCACCUAAUUCAAAAGGGUGUGUGCACAGAUGACUUUAAGCCACCUAUACACUCCUCCAAUUGUGGGCCAGUUGUGUGGCAGGCCCAUCUUCUGGUGUAAUUUAGAGCAGCCUAGGGACUGUUCUAACUUGUAUUAGCCACUAACAACCCCAAGGAACUGAUCCUGCAGCCUGGGAUUAGGGAAGCCCUAGCCAUGAGGGGGUGGCAUAGGAGCUACUACACUGGCUCUGCAUCACCAGAUGCUCACCCUACAAAGAAGUAAUCCUCAUGUGACCAUUUCGGCUAGCUUUAUGUCUACUAUACACUGGCAGUGCAGCAUAAGGAGCCACGCCCCACUGGAGGGUCUGAGCCUAUACCUUCCCACACAGGAACUGAAUUUGUUUCCCCCCCAUACAUUUCCUGUAAUUUGAGUUCCCAUUUCCAAAUAUAUUGCAACACACUAGUUACCUCAGCUCCAGCUACAAGAUCUUUGAAUGGCUUUCUGUCUAUCUGAAUUUUGCAAGUAAAUCCUGAGCUAUAGUUCUGGUAUGUGCCUCCCAAACAAACACUUUGGCCCCAGUCCUGCACCAAUUGAACCCUAAAAACAUGAGUAGUCUCCUUGAAGCCAAUGGCUGCUUUCAUACAAAAUGGGAAAUAACUGCCUAGGAAGGAGUACUGCGGAAAGGGAUCUGGGGGUCAUAGUGGAUCACAGG